Molecule: messenger RNA, 8772 nt
Organism: Ruditapes philippinarum (Manila clam)
Lineage: Eukaryota; Metazoa; Mollusca; Bivalvia; Venerida; Veneridae
Exons: 57
Coding region: 115-7986 (2623 amino acids)
Molecular function (GO): calcium ion binding; protein binding
Source: RefSeq, a predicted model, not a curated record
AAUUGUCGAUUAGUGCUCACACAGUUAGAGUACCUCUUUCAGUUGGCGCCCGGAGUUAGCACGGGAUUUCACAGCUGACAAUAAGACUAAGACCGGAACGCUGCAACAGCGGCAAUGAGACAUUUAUAUCAAAUCGGAGUGGUGCUUUUGCUGGGUAUAUUGUCUGGUCAGCUUAAGGCGGAAGAUUUGGAAAGUUAUGGCUGUUCUCAACAUGCAUUUACUGUAUGUCAUCCUAAUGCAAUAUGUACUGACAUAGACGAAACAAAUUUCACUUGUACGUGCAAGGAAGGUUAUGAGGGGGAUGGUUUGCUAGCUGGUCAAGGAUGUGGACCAAAACUAUGUACGCAAGAUAGUGAUUGCCACACUAAUGCAUUCUGUAAUGAUGAAAAGAUGUGUGAAUGCAACAAAGGUUACGAGGGAGAGCCAAAUUUACUCUGCACAGAUAUCGACGAAUGUUUAAUGAACUUGUGUCAUCAAAAUGCAACUUGUAAUAACACAGAGGGGUCAUUUGUGUGCAGAUGCAGGACUGACCUACAUUUCUAUGGAAACGGGACACACUGUAGUCAUUCAUGUGAAAACGACAACCAUUGCGAGACAAGAACUGAAGUCUGUGAUAUCCCUACAGGGCUUUGUAAAUGUAAACCGGGUUUCAUUGAUACACCACAGAAUUGUCAAAACAUAAAUGAAUGUGAGGACGGAACACAUGAUUGUUCUGAAUAUGCGGAAUGCACGGAUACUCCUGGAGGAUAUGUUUGCACGUGUUUCAAUGGCUACAAGGGAGACGGCAAAUCUUGUGAAAAAUUACCAAUAAACUGCCACGAAGUUCGUAUCAUGUUUCCGAAAGCCUCAUCUGGCCGGUAUACAAUAGAUCCUGAUGGUACGGACGUUCUUGGACCAAUCAAUGUGUACUGUGAACUAAGAGUUGACUUUGGGAUAACGAAACUGAAAAUUUUAAACCCCAACAACUGGAUCAAAGGAAACACAAAGGACAUUACAUACAGAUAUGAACAAACUCUUGAGGAAAUUAAGGCUGUUAUAGAAUCAUCUCAGUAUUGUUUCCAGAAACAGAGUAACAAAUGCUACAAAGGCGCACCGUUUAUGGACGCCUUCAAUGAUUGGUGGGAAGAUGGGAACGGGGAUAUUCAGUACAACUGGGGUGGUUCAACCGAAACUAACAACUGUCUAUGCGGACAGUUUGAUGUAUGUGAUACAGCGAGUUCUAACUGUAACUGUGACGGCACCACUUUAACAAAACAGGAUGAGGGAAAAGUAACUAAUAAAACAUUACUGCCUAUACAGCACGUGCACUCAGAACCCGGAGUAGGUCGAAGUCUUGUAAAACUAGGAGAUAUUUUUUGCGCCAACAGAACAUUUGAUAUUCCACUGGAUUGUAAUGAUGCCAAAUGGAACUACAGAAUCAAUAAAGAUGGGGUUGUUCUCGUUGAUUUUGAUGGGCCAGAUGGUGGACUUGAACCGUAUCCCGUUUUAUGUGACAUGGAAACGUACAAACACGUGGGCGUGACAGUGAUAAAAGUUAAAGGGUCAAGCUCGUUCAGUGGGCAGGGGACACACCAGUUGAAAUAUACUUCUAGCGAUGAACAUAUUAUGGCUUUGAUCGAAAAUUCGAAAUUUUGCUCCCAGGACAGCCAGUAUGACUGCAAGAAUUCUCAAUUCCUGUUCCGUGACGGUGAAUGGAAAGGUUACGUAACUGAUUUACGUGAUCAAAGGCUGGAACAUGGUCCAGGCGGUAUGGGCAUUUCAGGAUCAUGUGGCUGUGGUGUUUUAAGUGUAUGUGCCAACGAAGCCGACAAGUGCAACUGUGAUUUAAAAGAUGGACAGAACAGAACAGAUCGCGGGAAAGAAACCAACAAAGAUUUCCUCCCAUUUGCCAAAGUAACACUGAAUGACGUAGGCGCUGGUAGCACCGGAAAGUUUAGCGUAGGCGCCUUGAUGUGCAGUCAAAGAGAGUUCGGAAUUCCAGGCACGUGUCAAAAUCUUGUAGAGGACGAUGAAACAGCGGUGUCCGAUGUUUACUUGAUUGAUCCAGAUGGUGCCAUUAACUACGACAACCCAAAAGAUAAUCAACCACCUUUCCCAGUAUACUGCGAGGUUAAAGAGGGGCCACGGUACGGUGUUACAAUUGUAUACCACUCAGAAAGGACCGAGUUCGCAAUUUCUGGAAGACUUGAACUUUUCUACCUUUGGGCUAACAGCAUACAACUUAAGGCUUUAACAGACCGGUCAACAACAUGUGUUCAACGAGUCGAGUACAGCUGCAAAAGCGCACCAAUUCACAAUCCUGAUAAUGGUGAAGCAUUAUUGGAGUUUUAUUCACAAUCAAAUGAUGCUCUAGCCUAUCUCCAGGGUGAGGUUGAACAAAACCCUUCAUGUGCAUGUGGUCUUGAUGUGCCUAACUCAUGUGCUGAUGACAGUUUUAACUGUAACUGUGAUAUUGCGGACAAUACAAACAGGACGGAUAACUGGAUGUUUAAAAACAAAGACCACUUGCCGGUUGCUGUAACUGAUUAUAACAACCAAGGAAAUGGAGAGGGAAAUCUAUUAGUAGGACCAUUGGAAUGUAGAGAACUGAAUCCGUCUUGUGCUGAUCUGGUGACACAUAAAAGUAAUUACAAACUGGUUCAUGAACAAAAGAUGCAAGAUGGAGAAUAUGUGAUAGAGCCUUUACCUAACAAGCCAUUUACUGUAAUAUGUACAGGGACACUAACAACUGUUCCAACAGAUAUAGAUGAUGGUGAUCCGACAGGAGGCAAGCCAGAUGAAGGAGUCAGUAAAUGUUAUAAUGUUCAAUAUAAAUCUGCUGAUAGAGUAUCUGAAGUAACCACAGAACAAGUCCAGGCCUUGGUUUCAGUGAGCAGAUUUUGUAGUCAGACAGCCAACCACCAAUGUGUAAAUGCUCCAGCAACUGAAAUGACAUCUUUUUCAACAUGUGGUGGUGAUCCACAGACAGGAUGGUUUGGAAGCGAUGGUGCAGAUAUGUGUAAAUGCGGAGUUGUGGGUGACUGUGAUGGCGGUACCGACGCUAAGUGCAAUUGUGAUGUCGUAGAUGGUGACAAACGUAAAGAUGGUGGCACAGUCGUAAAUACGACGCAGUUAGCUAUAUGUAAAUUUGUGUUUUUGAUCUGGUUUCCAUUUAAGUUUCACGGGCCCACUAGUGAUCACCAUUUUUGCUUUCUUAUUACGACAUUUUUCAAUUUGUUUUGCGACAGACUAAGAACUGGAUCGACUAAAUCUUGUCAAGAAUGGAGAAGACGAGGAAGAACAAAGUCUCAGGCAGAAAGUGUCCACAUUGUCAGUGGUGGUGUUGAUGAUGUUGCCACGGUUAUAUGUAGAUACUCAGUGGAACCUCCCUUUGGUGAACUUGUGAUCAAACCAAAAAAUUCAACGAUUCCCAUUCCUCCAGACGGUGGCACUGUUGUUAUAGAAUAUUUGAUAAACAAGUUCGAUAUUAUCCCGAAGUUGAUCGACCAAUCAUAUUUCUGCACCCAGGAACUUUACAUUGAGUGCAACAAUGCUACUUUUGACAUAGCAGUUGAUGGCUGGUACUCAAGGGAUGGCGUCCUUGAAAAAUAUUGGCCUGGUGGAGAUAUUGAAUUAGGUGGAUGUAAAGAUGGUGUAUGUAAAUGUAAUCUCGGAGGAAAUCAGGAAGAUGGUGGGAUUAUCAUUGAGUCGUGGAAACUUCCAGUACAAAAAGUGAAAUUUGGAUCUUCUGACGGAACAAGGACAGUAAAAGUUGGUCCAGUUGUUUGGAAGAUCAAGACCAUUCCACCAAAUAACAAAAAUGUGAAGAAUAACACGGAGCCUGGGAGUUAUACAGUGACACAGGAGUAUGUUGGGGCAACACCGGAACAAAUUCAUGGCUUACAAAAGACAUCAGACUUCUGCUUGCAGAGAAUAGACCUCACAUGUAAAAAUACUCCAAUUUAUGGCAGUAAUGUGAAUGCACCGAAGAGUUACUACGAGACGUACAGUGGUGUUUCACAAAGUUGGGGAACUGCUGGCUUUACAAAUGUGAAAGGAUGUGCAUGCCAUGUUUUAGAUACCUGUAAACAGGACGAUCUCAACUGUAAUUGUGAUUCAGAAGGAUCUAUGAAUGCCGACUUUGGGUUUGUAACAGAAGACCUUCCUAUCACAUUACUGGCAUUUGGAGGGCAAGGAGAUGAUUCAUAUGCCAUAUAUGAUGUGUCUGAUGUGAGAUGUGCUCCUAAACCAUUUGAUCUACCAAUAGAUUGCAAUGAUGCAUUCAAACGUGGAGAGAAAAGGUCCGGGACAUAUAUGAUACGACCAUCAACUAAUGUUCCGCCAUUUUUGGUCCAUUGUGACAUGGAAUAUCUUCCAAGUGGGGGUGUAGCGGUGAUAAAAACGGAUGUAGAGGAAGGAACAACUAUAGAGUAUGGUGGCAAUGUUAACGUAACAUAUUACGGCCCAACUUUUGAACAGAUAGUGGAAUUGGUUAGGGUCUCUAGUCACUGUUACCAGCCAGCCAAAUAUGAAUGUACCCAAACCAAGAUGGUCGUUGAUGGAGGUUACUAUUCAAUGUACGGAGGUAAAAAUCAAGCCGUGGAAAGAGACUAUUUUGGUUUUGGCAGAGAUCACAUCGGUGGAGAAUGUACUUGUGGUAGAGAAAACAGAUGUGGUGGAAGUGAACCAAAGAAUAUACAUUACAAUUUAAAGAGAGCGUGUAACUGUGAUGCUGCGGACAAUGAAUCAAGAGCAGACGCCGGAACAUUUACAAAGAAGGAUCAUCUGCCAGUACAAAGAAUGCACUUUGAUAAUCCAGGCACACCAAACCCUUCCGGGAUACUAUCUGUUGGCCCAGUUAUGUGCGGGCAAGAACCAUUUGAUAUUGACGAGUGUAAAUUGGGUUUCCACGACUGUCACGAGCAAGCCAGAUGUAUUAACCUGGAUAAUACCCAGAAUAAUGUCGGCUUCAAAUGUGAAUGUAAAAAGGGCUGGGAAGGUAUCGGUCGGGAGGGAUGGGCAAAUGGACGGAAUUGCUUGAACGACAAUGAAUGCGCCGAAGGAAUGAAUUCAUGCCCACUUUACGCUGACUGUAUUGACACCGAUGGUUCAUUUAACUGUGAAUGCCAGGAAGGUUUCGUACCUAAAGGAAGUGCCAAACGAAAAUGUAUUGACAUUGAUGAGUGUGCGUUGAACAUACACAAUUGUGAUGUCAAUGCGGACUGUAUUAAUAGACCAGGUACAUUUGACUGUCGAUGUAAAAAAAAUUUCAGAUGGAACGGAACCAAUUGCACAGCUAUGGGAGAGUGUUCCGUAUUUGGCGACCCACAUUUUGCAACAAUUGACGGAUAUUGGGGCAGCUAUCAGGGUUUGUGCGAAUAUGUGUUGUCUCGAGAUAAUUGCGGAGGAGGAACUCCUACAUUCCAGCUAACAGCCAAGUUCUAUCAGAAGUAUAAGACAUCUUUCGAUGCUUCUUGGAUAAAAUGGAUAGCAUUAACAAUCAAUGGUGAUAAAAUUGAAGUUCUGCCUGGAAACGAGGUCCGGGUUAACGGCCUGACAGUCAUCCCAACAUUCCUGACACCGGAACUACAAAUUAUUAGCUAUGGUGACCUUAUCGAAAUAAAAUCACUAAGUCAUGGAAUUGAAGUGGUUUAUGACAUAGAUGGUGCCGUCACGAUAUUAGUGCCAGGCAAUUAUGCCGGAAAAACUUGUGGAAUUUGUGGCAAUUAUAAUAAUGACCCCAAUGACGAUCCAACAGUUGGGCCAGCAUGUAUCACCGAGGGGAAUGUUACAGGUAAUGUUGCCGAAUUUGUUGAAUCCUGGGUAAAUCCAGAAGCUGAAGAUUGUUCAGCCAACUGUUCUGCUGAAGUAACUGAUCCAUGUGAGGGUGAAAUGAAAGCCAUGGCUGAAGUUCAGUGUAAUAGGAUUUAUGGCAAACACAAACAUUUCAAGGAAUGCCUUGAUGCCAUGGAUGACACAUUGAGAGAAAAUUAUCACAGCAGAUGUAUAUAUGACAUGUGUCGUAUAGAAGGAGAUCUAGAACAAGCUAUAUGUGCACAUGCCCGUCAUCUUGUUGCUGUAUGUUCGGCUGCUGUAGAUGUUGAGGUGAAGACUUUCAGAACAAAACAAUUCUGCUGGAUAGAAUGUGGUGAGACUAAAGACUACAAUCCUUGUGUGAGAGGUCCACCGAGAACAUGCGCUGACUACCUGCGUAACGUAACGGCUCCUUCAACACUGAACACAGAAUGCCGAGAAGGUUGUAUAUGUAAACCAGGCUACGUGUUAGAUGACCAGGAGUGUGUCGAGCCUGAGGAUUGUGGUUGUAUUUACAAUGACGACUAUUACCAGAAAGGUGAAGUUAUAACAACAGACAAUUGUCAACGUGUUGUCACAUGCGAGGGAGACAAUAUGUUGUCAAAUGUAGAUGAUAUAGAAUGUCAUGAGCAUGCUACAUGUACUAUAUAUGAAGGAAAAUAUGGCUGCCAUUGUAAGGAGGGUUACUAUGGAAAUGGAACAGUCUGUGUUGAAAAUCCAUGCCUACCAACGAGCCCGUGUAGGGAGAACGAGACGUGUGUAAACAACAUGAACGCAGUAGGUUACUAUCAGUGUGAGUGUAAUCCAGGAUAUGUUACAGAUUGCGGUAUCUGUAAAGAAUUGGAUGAGUGUGAGACAGAACUCAAUACAUGCCCAGUAAGAUCAGACUGUGUUAACACAGAUGGGUCGUUCGAAUGUAAAUGUAAACGGGGCUACGUCAUGUCCGGUGGUAAAUGUGACGACCUGAAUGAAUGUGACAUAGCCAAAGUACGAGGAAUAGAAUUAUGCACCAACAAUAGCGUAUGUGUAAACCGGAUCGGAACAUAUGAAUGUAAAUGUUGUGAUGGUUACGAGAAGAAUGCUGACAAUGUCUGUAUACCAAUGGGGGCUGCAACAGGAGGUGAAAAAUGCUGCGUAUGUGUUGGUGGUAGAUGCAACGAUCCCAGAAAGGUUUGUGGUACAGAUCAUGUGAAUUACCCAAACUAUGCUGCUAUGGUGAUAGCCAUAUGUCAAAACAAUCUAAGAGGAGUUACAGUUAAUUACUACGGAAAAUGCAAAAGUAGAUGUCCAGGUGAAGGUCAGCCAAAACUAUGUCCAGAAUAUCAAACUUGCAACGAUGAGGAAGGAACAGCAAAACCAAAAUGUGAAUGUGAAGAAUGCACAGAAUCGGAUAUAACAAGUGGAAGUGUAUGUUCAAGUACCUUUGUGAUAUAUACGAACUUAUGUAGAUUUAAAGAGAUCGCAUGCAAAAUGGACAGUGAACCUGAAAUUAUUAUCAAUAUGGACUAUUGUGUAGAUCGAAAUGGAGGUAUACCAGUCUCGUUGUGGACAGACUGGUCUCCUUGCAGUGUGUCAUGUGGUAAAGGAACGAUGACGAGAACACGUACAGGUCAUGUGAGUCAAGAUUUCAUCCACAAGUAUCCAUUGUCGGCCGAAGCUGCUUGUUAUGAAGGACCUUGCCCUGGAGAUCCAUGUGAUGGUGAAGUAUAUGAAUCAUGUAAGAACAGGUCAGCUGAAUGUGUCGUUGACGAGAACGGCCUAGCUAAAUGUGAAUGCCCCACUUGCAAGGAUAUAGAAUUGGACGAAGUUUGUGGAUAUUUGAUCAAAGAGGGUGAGGACCCCAAACCAGAAACAUACAUGUCUGCGUGCCAUCUUCAAAAGAAAGCAUGUAACCAAAGACGAGACCAUGUGGUGUACAACCAUGGACCAUGUGACGUUGAACCCGUGGAAUGUGCAAUGGUUCCUGAUGUCAGGCACGCAUUUGAUGAUGAAAAGGAGUACAAGAGUGAGCUAAAAAUAGAUUAUGGCGCCUGUAGUGGGGAAUGUGACGAAGGCAUCGACUAUUGUUGCGAACCACAUCUUGUGAAGAAAACUGUUGUUUUAAGAAAGAUAGGGAAUUCUACAGUACCUGCUAUAGAAUUAGAUGUGGACGUAGUGGAAUCUUGCUCAUGUAAGGAGUUGAUUGGCGGGUAAUGCUUGACCGCUGAUGUAGCAAGAUGCAGUCAAGUAGUGAACAUCCAAGCAGUUUAAUCAUUUAAACAUUACUCUUUAUCUUUCAACUUAGUUUCCGAAGCCUCAUUCACAGAUUUUCUUACUUUAUAUCUAUGAAAACACACCACACUUUAAAUAUUACUUUUAGAAUCCUGUGAUUUAGAGAUCAAGUUACAAAUUUGAUUUGUGGUUAAGUGAUACGCAUGAAAUAUCCAAUGCAUUCAUAAACAAACAUUUAUUUUUUUUAACACAAAUAUUAUAAGACCUUUUAUAGUAUUUUUCUUUUCAUUUAAUAAGCGGAAAUGCUCAAUGCUUGAAAAAAAUUAUCUUCACAACCUCUGUUUAUACUUCUUACUAUAGUUUCAUCAUUUAUGUAGAACAUAGAAUUUUUCCUUGACUAAAAAAAACACAUAUGGUCAAUACAAAUAGAAUUUUUUUUCCUAUAUUAUGCAAUUGUUAAAAAAAUAAACACAACAAAGUGCUUAAAAAUAUCAUAUUGUCAAUUUUUGAAUAAAAAAAAGGAAAAAUGAGAGUUUAUGGGGAUAAAUAAAAAGGAAAAUUGAUCACAAAAUACCAUGGAAACAAGUUUUAAUUUUCAAAACAGGAUCAUACAUGUGUAUUUAUCUAGCAACAGAUUGAUUUGUUCAACUUGAUAACUUGUGGAACAUCUUCUUAACAUAUCUUGCAAAUACUGGAAAAAUAAAAAAGCUUUUAACCCUUUGCAUGAUUGGAAAAAUUGACGUCUGCUAAAAAUGUUGUCUGCAAAAA